GAUCAAGUUGAAAACUUUUAAGAUAUAAAACAACAAAUGAGACCCAAAAAUUUGAAGAAGAAAGUAAGAGAAGAAGGAAAUCUACCUGCAUCUGCAUGUCCUCUUCCAACUUCCAUCAAUAAAAUCAACAAUCACGUGGCUAUCAGCUAUCGCCCACCAAUCAAACAGGUUUGGCCCCACCCUUUUUAUGCCCUUCUGUUCUAUCUCUGCAUUGCACAGCAACUUUCGUUGUCUCUCUUUCUCUCUGCCCACAAGUAAAAAAGAAAAUUCCUAAAAGAAAGUGAAACAAACAGACCAAAUGCCAAACUCAAUUCUUUAUUUUGGUUGAUUUAAACCAGCUAAAAGGGCGCACGCAAAAGAAAAACAUCCCCUCCACUCACAGUCCAUAACACAAAAAGAUCAAACCCAGUAUUAAUGGCAUCAGGUGGCAGAAACUCACAGCAGCAGCAGCAACAACAACAACAACAACGAUAUGUACACCAACCAACAACAGCUCAAUCCUCAGGUACCAGUAACUUAAGGGCUCACAACACCGAAUCUAUGAGCAAAGCAAUUGCUCAAUACACAGUAGACGCACAGCUGCAUGCUGUUUUUGAACAAUCAGGAGGGUCAGGUAAAUCUUUUGAUUACUCACAAUCAGUGAGAACAACUAAUCAGUCGAUAGCUGAACAACAAAUCACUGCUUACUUAUCAAAAAUACAACGUGGGGGUCAUAUUCAACCUUUUGGGUGUAUGAUCGCAGUUGAUGAAGCUUCUUUUAGGGUUAUUGCAUAUAGUGAAAACGCACGCGAACUGCUUGGCUUAAUGCCUCAGUCAGUUCCUUCACUUGAAAAACCUGAAAUUCUUUCCAUUGGGACUGAUGUUCGUACUCUUUUUACUCAAUCUAGUGCUCUUUUGCUUGAAAAGGCUUUUGGGGCUAGAGAAAUUACUUUAUUAAACCCUCUUUGGAUUCACUCCAAGAACUCUGGAAAACCCUUUUAUGCAAUUUUGCAUAGGAUUGAUGUUGGGAUUGUCAUUGAUUUAGAACCUGCUAGAACUGAAGAUCCUGCUUUAUCUAUAGCUGGUGCUGUUCAGUCACAGAAGUUAGCUGUUCGUGCAAUUUCACAGUUACAGUCACUUCCUAGUGGAGAUGUUAGACUUUUGUGUGAUACUGUUGUGGAGUGCGUGAGGGAGCUUACUGGGUAUGAUAGAGUCAUGGUUUAUAAGUUUCAUGAGGAUGAACAUGGUGAGGUUGUUGCGGAGAAUAAACAGCCUGAUUUAGAACCUUAUAUCGGUUUACAUUAUCCUGCUACUGAUAUACCUCAGGCGUCCAGGUUUUUGUUUAAGCAAAGUAGGGUUAGAAUGAUAGUUGAUUGUCAUGCUACUCCUGUUAGUAUUAUUCAGGAUGAAGCAUUAAUGCAGCCUCUAUGUUUGGUCGGUUCAACUCUUCGUGCUCCUCAUGGUUGUCAUGCUCAGUAUAUGGCAAAUAUGGGGUCAAUUGCUUCGCUGGCUAUGGCAGUUAUUAUUAAUGGAAAUGAUGAUGAGGCUAUUGGUGGGAGGAGUUCUAUGAGGCUUUGGGGUUUAGUUGUUUGUCACCACACUUCUGCUAGGAGCAUUCCAUUUCCACUUCGUUAUGCUUGUGAGUUUCUAAUGCAGGCCUUUGGACUUCAGUUGAAUAUGGAGUUGCAACUGGCAUCACAGCUGUUGGAGAAGCAUGUUUUGAGGACUCAAACCCUCUUGUGUGAUAUGCUUCUGCGUGACUCUCCCACUGGUAUUGUUACUCAAAGUCCAAGUAUUAUGGACCUAGUGAAGUGUGAUGGGGCAGCACUUUAUUACCAAGGGAAGUAUUACCCAUUAGGUGUGACCCCAGCUGAAGCCCAAAUAAAAGACAUUGUGGAGUGGUUGUUGGCAUUUCAUGGAGACUCAACAGGUUUGAGCACAGACAGUUUGGCUGAUGCUGGGUACCCUGGGGCAGCAUUGCUUGGUGAUGCAGUUUGUGGGAUGGCUGUCGCUUAUAUCACUAACAAGGAUUUCUUAUUCUGGUUCCGGUCUCACACUGCAAAGGAGAUCAAAUGGGGUGGCGCAAAACAUCACCCAGAGGACAAGGAUGAUAGUCAGAGAAUGCAUCCGCGUUCUUCCUUCAAGGCAUUCUUGGAAGUGGUAAAGAGCCGGAGUUUACCAUGGGAUAAUGCAGAAAUGGAUGCUAUUCACUCUCUUCAGCUUAUUCUUCGAGACUCAUUUAGGGAUGCUGAAGCAACCAAUUCUAAGGCUGUCGCAAAUGCCCAGCUCAGGGGUCUGGAAUUGCAAGGGAUGGAUGAACUCAGCUCAGUUGCAAGAGAAAUGGUUAGGUUAAUAGAGACUGCAACUGCUCCAAUAUUUGCUGUAGACAUUGAUGGCUGCAUAAAUGGGUGGAAUGCAAAGGUUGCUGAGUUGACAGGGCUCUCGGUUGAGGAAGCUAUGGGAAAGUCUUUGGUUCAUGAUCUUAUUUACAAGGAGUCCAAAGAAACUGUUGACCAGCUUCUUCGUCGUGCUUUAAGAGGUGAAGAAGAUAAAAAUAUAGAGAUAAAGAUGAGGACAUUUGGCUUUGGACAUGAAAAGAAGGCCGUUUUUGUGGUGGUGAAUGCUUGUUCUAGCAAAGAUUACAUGAAUAACAUAGUUGGAGUUUGCUUUGUUGGUCAGGAUAUUACUGGUCAAAAAGUGGUAAUGGACAAAUUCAUCCAUAUCCAAGGUGAUUACAGGGCUAUAGUUCAUAGUCCCAAUCCUUUGAUCCCCCCAAUAUUUGCUUCAGAUGAGAACACUUGUUGCUUGGAGUGGAACACUGCCAUGGAGAAGCUCACUGGGUGGGCCCAAGGGGAAAUUAUUGGGAAGAUGUUGGUGGGGGAGGUUUUUGGCAGUUGUUGUCGCCUCAAGAGCCCCGAUGUGUUAACAAGAUUCAUGAUUGUCUUGCACAAUGCAAUUGGAGGACAGGACACUGACAAGUUUCCAUUUUCCUUCUUUGAUAAGAAUGGAAAAGUUGUGCAAGCUCUUUUGACGGCUAGCAAGAGGGUCAAUAUGGAUGGCCAAAUUAUAGGAGCCUUCUGCUUCUUGCAGAUUGCAAGUCCUGAGUUGCAACAAGCUUUGAAAGCCCAGAGGCAACAGGAGAAAAAGGGAUUUACUAGAAUGAAAGAGUUGGCAUACAUUUGCCAGGAAAUAAAGAACCCUUUAAGUGGUAUACGGUUUACAAACUCUCUUUUGGAGGCUACGGACCUGACUGAGGAUCAAAAGCAGUUUCUUGAAACUAGUGCUGCUUGUGAAAAGCAGAUCUUAAAGAUCAUUCGAGAUGUUGAUCUAGAGAGCAUUGAGGAUGGUUCAUUGGAGCUUGAGAAGGGAGAAUUCUUACUUGGAAGUGUCAUAAAUGCUGUUGUUAGCCAAGUCAUGUUAUUGCUGAGGGAAAGAAAUCUACAAUUGAUUCGUGAUAUUCCAGACGAAAUAAAAACUUUAGCUGUAUAUGGCGAUCAGGUGAGGAUUCAACAGGUACUGGCUGAUUUCUUGUUGAACAUGGUACGAUGUGCACCAUCUUCAGAUGGAUGGGUAGAGAUUCACGUUCAUCCAACACUGAAGCAAAUCACUGAAGGACUCACUGUAAUGCAUACAGAAUUCAGGAUGGUUUGUCCUGGUGAAGGUCUUCCCCCUGAAUUAGUUCAAGACAUGUUCCACAGCAGUCGAUGGACAUCUCAAGAAGGUCUAGGGCUUAGCAUGUGCAGGAAGAUUUUGAAGCUUAUGCAAGGUGAAGUCCAGUACAUCAGAGAGUCGGAAAGGUGUUAUUUCUUAGUUGUCCUUGAUCUUCCCAUUCCACGGAGAGGUUCAAAAAGUGCAGACUAGGAUGUUUGGCCCUGGAGAUUUAUUGAAGUUCUUUUCCAAUUUUGACCUGAUACUGGCGGUACACCUCAUGAGAACUGCUUUCAAAACCCAGUUACCUGGUUUACUCUUGUACCAAGGCUACCUGACUUCGGCUAAUCUUUAGGUAAUGCAACUGUUUCAUGCCACCUUUUGAAGCAGGUCUGAUGCUUUUACAUCAAAGCCUGCCCAGAUCACCGACUAUGCAGCGGAGGUUAUCUGACUAACAUUUGUCUAGAAACACAGCGAUCUUGCUGAUAUAUGCCAGAUCAAAACUUUGGUAGUGUGCUAUCAUGUAAUCAAGAAAGCAACACGUGGAUCUCAUAAGAUUUUUCGAGGAGGUUUCCACAAUGAAGAGCUUUGCAAUCGGCUGUAAAGUAAAUACAUGUAUGUAUACAUCACAUCUUCUCCGGUUCCCAUAAUUACUGCAGCAUACACUCAGAUUUUCCCUCCAGCUCCAGGGCCAGUCCUUAACUUAAAUGUCUUUUUUUGUUAUGUCUCCUGUAUAAUAAAGUCAAAUGUCGAGGCCUGGUAUAUAACAUGAGAGUUGUAAACUACAUUUAAAUGCAUGUGUUCUUCUCCGUAAUUGGUAAAUGAUACAAUUGCUAUUUAUUUA
Molecule: messenger RNA, 4471 nt
Organism: Ricinus communis (castor bean)
Lineage: Eukaryota; Viridiplantae; Streptophyta; Magnoliopsida; Malpighiales; Euphorbiaceae
Product: phytochrome B
Exons: 4
Coding region: 415-3840 (1141 amino acids)
Biological process (GO): red, far-red light phototransduction; detection of visible light; protein-tetrapyrrole linkage
Molecular function (GO): protein homodimerization activity; photoreceptor activity; phosphorelay sensor kinase activity
Source: RefSeq, a predicted model, not a curated record